AUGCCUGGCAGAAAAUCAAACCUUUCGACCGUCACGAAUGGCGAUGAAGAGUCGCCUGCUCCUCCUGGCAGAGCAUCGCGCGAGGGAUCAAGUGUAGAGGAUCUGGCCUUGCCACGAACCAUGAUUUCGCGGUUAGCAAAGGGUGUUUUACCACCAAACACAUCAAUUCACAAGGACGCUUUAUUGGCGCUGUCGAAGAGCUGUACUGUAUUUGUGAAUUUCCUCGCUUCCAACUCAAACGAAUACGCGCAGAUUGCUGGCAAGAAGACAAUCCAACCAGCAGACGUAAUAGCCGCACUCAAAGAAAACGAAUUCGAGCAUUUCAUCCCUAGACUCGAGGCAGAACUCAAAAAAUACAACACAGUCCAAUGCGACAAACGAAACUCCUACCGCCGCAAAAUCCGCGAAGAAAAGGCUUCUUCAAAACCACCCGGCGCAAUCGAUCUCGACGACGACGGUAAACCCACCGACAGCGGCGCAGAAAACGGUGAUCACGAUGCAGAUGCCUCAAUGCUAGACGCCACCGACAUGUCCGCCGUCAACGGAAACACCAGAAAUGGGGACGAUGAACCACCGUCCAAGAAAAUGAGAAGGGAGGAUGGAGAUGAGGAGGAGGAUGAAGAGGUGGAAGAUGAGGAGGAAUUCCAUGAUGCGUUGGAGGGUGAGGAUGAAGAGGUUGUGGAGGAAGAUGAGGAGGAAGGUGACGAGGAGGGUGAAGAGGAGCAGGUGGAUGAGGAGGAAGAGGAGAGGGUGGGUGAUGGUAUGAGGGAUGAAGCGUUGGAUGAUGCUAGCGAGGACAGCGAUUAG
This is a messenger RNA of Aureobasidium pullulans EXF-150, 807 nucleotides long. RefSeq names its product histone-fold-containing protein. Gene Ontology annotation, cellular component: epsilon DNA polymerase complex; CHRAC. The record is from RefSeq and is a predicted model, not a curated record. Bases 1 to 807 code for a protein of 268 amino acids. The transcript is spliced from 4 exons. Lineage: Eukaryota; Fungi; Ascomycota; Dothideomycetes; Dothideales; Saccotheciaceae. Gene Ontology annotation, biological process: heterochromatin formation; DNA damage response; leading strand elongation. Gene Ontology annotation, molecular function: chromatin DNA binding; protein heterodimerization activity.